Messenger RNA from Hippocampus zosterae (dwarf seahorse), 4987 nucleotides. RefSeq names its product RAP1 GTPase activating protein b (gene rap1gapb). The transcript is spliced from 26 exons. The coding region runs from base 718 to 2880 and encodes 720 amino acids. Lineage: Eukaryota; Metazoa; Chordata; Actinopteri; Syngnathiformes; Syngnathidae. Gene Ontology annotation, cellular component: cytoplasm. Gene Ontology annotation, biological process: activation of GTPase activity; regulation of small GTPase mediated signal transduction. The record is from RefSeq and is a predicted model, not a curated record. Gene Ontology annotation, molecular function: GTPase activator activity.
GUCCAUAUAUUUCCGUUUGCAGAAUUUUGUUUUCAAACAUGGCAAAGUGAUGAAACGUGUGGGUGAAGAGAGGCAGGCGAGUAACAUAUUGAGCUGCGGUGAAUAAGCGCCAGCACUUUGUGAUGCCUCCUACCCAAAAAAAAUAAAAUAAACCUGAGCACUGUCCUCUAUUCAUGUGUGAACAUGUUGCCACAUUGGCAUUACUGCACUGCUCCCUGUCACGAAUGCCAGUCUAAUAAUGUACAGUGUAGUAAGCGCUUGCUUUUUAUCCUAUCUCGAGACUCUCACUGUGGAAAGCUGAGAAUUUGUGCUCUUUCUAAAGAUCAAUUCACAAGUAUGCAUGCAUGCCGAAGGUGAAGAGAAAUUGCAGAAUAGUGGGUGUCUCUGGAAGCGGGGCCAGGAGGGAGGGAGGAAGGGAGGGAUGAGACAGAGCGAGGGAAAAUAAAGGGUGGCUGAUUCUCUCAGUAGCAAUGUGAGACAGCAAAAGUGGCAUAUCGCACAGCAGCAGGUGUCGGAUGACCGAGAAGUCGGACGUGCAUACAAAGCAAGCGACAAGUUCACGGAGGCUCGAAAUGAUGCAGUCCUACGCGCAGGAAGCACGAUGGAAGGAUCCCCCGCAUCCCUGAUGAAGUAGAGCGCUCACUCCAAUAUUCCGGUCCACUGCUGCCUUUUCUCGCUAUCUCACAGACUUUUAGCGCUUGCCAUCGUUGCGCGACCAUGAUGGCGAACAACUUCUCAUAUGCGCUGCUCCACAGCGCCCCCCGCAGACCCCUGCUCAACAGGAGAUGCCUGAGCGACACCUCGGACCUGUUUGCCAUGAUCGAGAGGAUGCAGGGUUGCAGAAUGGAUGAGCAAAGAUGCCCGCUCCCUCCACCCCUCAAAACAGAAGAGGACUACAUCCCAUAUCCUAGUGUUCAUGAGGUUCUUGGUCGCAGUAGCCCGUUCCCGCUCAUUUUGCUCCCCCAGUUUGGGGGCUACUGGAUCGAGGGGACAAAUCAUGAGCCGAGAGGUACACCAGAGUCGAUGCAACCUCCCUGCCCCGCAUCCUACAUUAAGCUCGAGACCAACAGCACCGCCAAGAUCUACAGAAAACAAUUCAUGGGCAAAGAGCACUUUAAUUAUUACACAAAGGAUGCCGCCCUGGGUCACUUGGUCUUCUCAUUAAAGUACGAUGUCAUCGGGGAUCAGGAGCAUCUGCGCUUGAUGCUCCGCUCCAGACUAAGAACCUACCACGAUGUCAUCCCUAUUUCCUGCCUCACAGAGUUCCCCAACGUGGUCCAGAUGGCAAAGCUUGUUUGUGAAGAAGUCAAUGUCGAUCGGUUUUAUCCUGUUCUCUACCCAAAGGCGUCACGCCUCAUUGUCACCUUUGAUGAGCAUGUGAUUAACAACAAUUUCAAGUUCGGAGUCAUUUAUCAAAAGUUUGGUCAGACUACAGAAGAGGAAGUCUUUGGUAACAUGGAAGAAAGUCCAGCUUUCGUCGAGUUCUUGGACUUCCUGGGCCAGAAUAUUGAGCUGCAUGACUUCAAAGGGUUUCGAGGAGGCCUCGAUGUCACACACGGUCAAACGGGGACUGAAUCAGUCUACACCAAUUUCCAUGGGAAGGAGAUCAUGUUCCAUGUCUCCACCAAGCUGCCUUACACCGAGGGAGACUCCCAACAGCUGCAGAGGAAGAGGCACAUAGGCAACGACAUUGUCGCCAUCGUGUUCCAGGAAGAGAACACACCCUUCGUUCCCGACAUGAUCCAGUCCAACUUCCUCCAUGCCUAUGUGGUGGUCCAGGUGGAGGACGCGUGUACGGACAACGUCACAUACAAGGUGUCGGUGACUGCGAGGAAUGACGUGCCCUUCUUCAUGCCGGCCCUACCUGACCCGGCUAUCUUUAGAAAGAGCCCGGAGUUGCGCGAGUUCCUCUUCACAAAGCUCAUUAAUGCCGAGUAUGCUUGCUACAAGGCGGAGAAGUUUGCCAAGCUGGAGGAGCGCACCCGUUCAGCCCUUUUGGAGACCUUGUACGAGGAGCUGCACAUCAACAGCCAGUCUAUGAUGGGCCUUGGCGGGGACGAAGACAAACUUGAGAAUGGCGGCAGCGGAGGAGGUGGAGGCUUCUUCGAGUCCUUCAAGCGGGUCAUCCGCAGCAGAAGCCAGUCAAUGGAUGCCAUGGGCCUCAGUAGCAAGAAGUCACACACAGUCUCCACUAGUCACAGUGGCAGCUUUACCCACAAUCUUGCCGAGAGCCCCAAAACAGCCGGCAUUUCAUUGCUCGUCCCAGGGAAAAGUCCCGGUAAAUACGGCCGGCGAGGCAGUGCCAUAGGGAUAGGAACAAUAGAAGAGUCACUGAUCAUUCCUGGGAAAAGCCCCACCAGGAAAAAGUCAGGUCCCUUCAGUUCCCGCCGAAGCAGCGCCAUUGGCAUUGAGAACAUCCAGGAGGUCCAAGAAAGAAGCCGAGACGUGUCGCCAUGCACCCAAAGGACAUCCGACAGCAGCCACAUCUCCCAGGAAAAUAAAUCAGACAACUCGUCCAAUCACAGCUCUCCUGAGUUUACCCCUGCCAAGAACAGCUUGGUCAUGUGUUGCAGGGCACCAUCCAUCCCAGAAGCUCAGGACCUUUCCCGCUCCUCCUCCAAUGCCAGCAGCUUCGCCAGCGUUGUGGAAGAACACGAGGCCGACGAUGAUUACAACAUGGGACCGGAAAGUGAGUCGGCCACGACGCCGCUCAAGAGAGACUCUCUGGACGAUGGAUCGCUCAGUAUGAGUCAUACGGGCAUCAUAGCUUCACAUCCUCCUUUGUCUCGACUCCAACAUCAAAGCGAUGGACCUAAGGGACCUGAGUCAAAAGCGACAGACGGCCGUUCCAGGUUGGAGCAUAAGUCCUCGAACUGUUAGCCCCACACCACUGACUCGCCGCAUUCACGUCCAUUAUCAGCAUUUCCUGGAGAGGCACCGCACCUCAGAACUGAGCGAAUGGGUCACAUCGCCUCCUAUACCUGACCGUGGUCAAGUCUGACACACGGUCAGGAGAACUUUGACGCAAGCAUUUGGUUUGGAUACGACAGUUGUCCCGACAUGAAUACCCCAACAAAAGCUCGGAGGAUAUCACGUCAGGACCUUGUUCCUGCUCCGCAAAAUCUUUUAAAGGCCAUGCAGCAGCAUCACCAAGCAUUUGGUUUGGAUAUGACAGUCGUCCCGACAUGAAUACCCCAACAAAAGCUCGGAGGAUAUCACGUCAGGACCUUGUUCCUGCUCCGCAAAAUCUUUUAAAGGCCAUGCAGCAGCAUCACCAGCGCGUCACUGCGCAACGUCAUCCUUGUUUUAAAGAUUUAAAGUGAGAGAAACUGAAAGACAGAUUUUUUUGGAACCGAGUGUUCGGUUUGUCGACCUGCUGAGCGUCAAUGUGACGCCCUUGUUUUAAAUUCUUCUGACGAAUCUCACUUGGCUUCCUUCAGGAUCGAGGCCACUUGCUCGAAUGACAACAAAAGCAUUUAAAACUGAAUAUGUCUUUAAAAAGGUACACAGUUAUCUCAAUGUAGACUCCAUUGAUGGUAUAAUGGCAGUUUAAAAAAAGUCAUAUUUACAGUGGUGCCUCAACCAGCAUCAAAGCAUUUUCAACCGUUUGUGUUAGAUUUUGCGAGUGCGACUGUGCAUGGUGUCAACAUGCUAGAGAUAAAAAACAAAACAAAACAACAACAACAACAAAAAACAAGAAAAAAAUCCUCUGGUGCCACAUUGGUUGUACCUGUGAUCCCCAUUUUAUUUAUCUCCUUGUGCAAUGUACACACAUUUUAUUUAACUCUCCAGUGUCAAAGAGUUGCGACAUAGGACACUUAUUGGGAGCCGUAGGAGCAUUUAUUUGUUAUCCUGCUUGUGCACUGAAUCAUCCCUGAACUAUAGUACUAGUACGCUCUUUGUCCUCACUAAUGAGACAAGUUAGUACACUAGUGAUUUUUUUACUACUGCAUGACAUUUCUGUGCACUGCCUACAAACAUUUUGUUCACACAACGGUCUGAGAACGUCACGCUUCCUGGUGGUUUACAUUUGUUUGGAUUUUGCUGCCACUUGGUCUCAAUGGCAAAAUUUUGUGACAUUCUCCAAUCAUUACGUUUUGGUAAUAUACUUGGUUCGACUACUGUUCCCCUUGGCUUUUUUCCCAGUUACCUACUGAUUUGGUUCCUUAAAUUGUUGUAGGUUAUUAACUUCUUGUUCCUUAAUCAGUAAUAUGUUAUGUCACCGGGAAUACUUGUAAUCCAGGUGUCAACAAGUGCAGCAUUUAGCUUCACUCGUAAAUUUUAGUUUCACAGCACUUGUGCAGAGAAAUGUCAUGCAGUCAUGGAAGGUAGCAGUGGAAAGUAGUGUGCCACUUGUUCGUGGACAGCUAAGUGCACUAGUGGGAUAUAAAAUAAACGUUCAAGUGGCUUUCCAUAGGAACUCCUUAGUUUUGUGUUUGUCAAGUGGAUUUUUUGGAACAACACUGUGACUAAUCUUGAGGUUGCCUUUCCAAAUGAUUGUGUCUUGUGAGUAGUCGUCUUUCUGGAGGUUCCUGAAUGUAACACACAAGGUACAUCAUGCUCCCUUUUACGGAUCUACUGUACUUUCCCCAUUUUGUGUAAAACGGUUUGACAAAUGCAAAGGGGUGGUGAGGGUGGCGGGGGGGGGGGGGGGGCGCUCAAAUAAUUGUGCUCAAACUUUGAAUUUACUUGAACUGAACCUGCUCAAUUGAAGCGUAGAUAGCUUGCGCCUCCUUGUGGCUGAACAAAAUAGCACAUCCAUGCGUCUGGCCCGUGCUUUUUACAGUGGUCGAUCCGAAAAGUGCGCUGUUUUAAAAUGAUUGUACUUCUGUCAUCGUCUGCUUCUUGAAAGGUCUCGCUUGUACAUACAGUAUAGUAUUACUUUGCAUCCUCAUUGUAAAUAAAGACAACAGAGAUGUUUAAUGAAAUUAAAAAAACAUUGCAGUGAUGUGUCCCAGUACUGGGCUGCUCAAUUCACAUGUCCAGG